Oppiella nova is the source of this 489-nucleotide messenger RNA. NCBI's taxonomy places the organism in Eukaryota, Metazoa, Arthropoda, Arachnida, Sarcoptiformes, Oppiidae. The record is from the annotation of a GenBank genome assembly.
UUCGGACACCAGGACUCUAUCCAAGCCAUCGACAGCUACAUCAGGGAUCGGGCCAUCACUGUAGGCGCCAGAGACGCCUCGGCCCGCAUCUGGAAGAUACCUGAAGAGUCGCAACUCGUUUUCCAUGGCUCACAGCACUCCAUAGAUUGCGUUAAACUCAUCGAUGAACAGCAUUUCGUUACCGCCGAUGACAAUGGUUCAAUAAGUCUUUGGGCAGUACUCAAGAAGAAGCCGUUGACCACAUAUCCGGUCGCCCAUGGAUUGGGUACUUCAGCCCCCAAUUGGGUGACAGCGCUGGCAGUCAUGAGGAAUACAGAUCUUAUAGCAUCAGGAUCAUCUGAUGGUACGAUCCGUUUGUGGAAGUGUUCGCAGGAUUUCCGAAAAUUAGAGCCAAUUGUGAACAUUCCAGUCGUUGGUUUUGUAAAUAGUUUAGAGUUUAGUCCGAAUGGAAAGUUCAUAAUCGCAGGCAUUGGCAAAGAGCACCGGUUG